Populus trichocarpa (black cottonwood) is the source of this 2484-nucleotide messenger RNA. RefSeq names its product protein GAMETE EXPRESSED 3. Gene Ontology annotation, molecular function: protein binding. Gene Ontology annotation, cellular component: plasma membrane. The record is from RefSeq and is a predicted model, not a curated record. The transcript has 9 exons. Gene Ontology annotation, biological process: embryo development ending in seed dormancy; pollen tube guidance. NCBI's taxonomy places the organism in Eukaryota, Viridiplantae, Streptophyta, Magnoliopsida, Malpighiales, Salicaceae.
GACCAUAGAUUUUAAAACCAUAAAAUAAAUUCAAUUUCUCUCUAUCCCUCUCAGCAAUCUCUUCAAUGGCAGUUGAAACUCUUCUCUUCUUGCUGCUAGUUAUCGCUUCAGUUUUCACAGAAUCACAAAAUUACCCUCGUGAAGGGCCUUCAGUAAGAACUGAUUUAAGGCUUUCAAGGCCUCUUAUUGGAGAGGAUGGAAGGAUUUACAUUUGUAGUGAAAAGACUUUGUAUGCGUUUGAAAGUAAUGGGUCUAUUGCUUGGACCUCAUAUUUGAGUUAUGCUUGCAAUGCAAGCAUGGCUCCAGUUCAUGGAACUGUAGGAAAGCUAUAUUUGGUUGCAGAGAGCAGAGUUUUGAGAAUCAAUUUUAGUGAUGUUAGAUCUUCUCCACCAGCAGUAGAAGUUUUCUUUGGUCCAGAAAAAGGUCAAGCAGGAGCAGGCGAUAUCAUCGGGCUUGCAGCGAGUACAUUGAGUUCGUCUGUAUUUAUCAAUAUUAAGAACCGAGGACUAUUUGCUUAUGAGAUGCAUGGGAAGCUACACUGGAGUGCUGGAGCUGUGCUUUACCAGUAUGGAUACAGUUUAGGUUGUAGAAAAGGUGUAAAAGAUUGUUCUUUCAGUUCAUCUCCUGUGGUUGAUCGAUGUGAGGCUAGUCUAUAUAUUUCAAAUAAUGCAGGAGAAUUAUAUUCAUUGUCUCUUCGUAGCCCUCACUUUAAUUGGGUUCAGGAUCUAAGCUCAUUUGACAAAAACUUCACUGUUACACCUGGAAACAAUGGCCGGUUGUAUGUGACAGUACCCCCACUGUCACUUGUGUUGACUCUAGAUGUCUUGAAGGGUAAUAUUUUGUGGCAGACGAGUAUUGGACCGUUAGGUUCAGCAGAAUGCGAACCGGUUGUGGACUCCAAUGGUUGGGUAUCUAUCGGUUCACUGGAUGGAUUCCUGUACUCAAUCUCACCAACCGGAGCCCUAAAGAAAUACUCAAAAGCAUCUGAACAAGAUUAUGUUAUUCAAGUAAGCCCACAUUUAGAUUGCUCCGGCAAUGCUGUUUAUAUGUCCCAGACUGAGAUGGAAGGAAAAGUUGUCCACACAGUUGGUGAAUCUACUUGUGUCUCAGCAAUGAAACCAAAAGGUGUACUGUUCACUAUGUUGGUUCCAGCAACUGGUGUGAUCCACUGGUCUGAAAGCUAUCCUGGUAAAGUCUCAUCCAUGCUUUCUCAAAGUGAUCUGAAAAACUUUGUACUGGAUGAGGGACUUCUUCUUUCUUUUAUAGCUGCUUCAAGGACUGGCAAACCACUGCCUUGCCGUAGCAAACAUCAGAAGCUUUUAUCUACUUGCUCACAAGCAAGGCCCAGGCAUCAUAGUAUCUACACAGGCAAGACGCAAAUUCUUCCGAGUAGAAACACAACACUUGAAAAAAGCUAAUUAAUAUUACUCGUUCUUUCAGGUAAUGAAAGGACAAUACUGCUGUUCUUGUUACUUGAAUCCAUGCUCUUGGUAAUUUUAGCUGGACUUGUACGAUUCUGCUGCAUAUUUUGGACGAAAAAGAAGCUUCAAGAUCAAGGCUUGGGAAGUUUCCUUGAAAAGAGACGUUCUCUCCAACUUAAGAAGAAAGAAUUUGAUAGGACAAUCACGCAACUCGAGAAGAAGGCUGCAAACGAAGCAGUGGCUCAUGAAGUCAUUGAAGAAAUAGGGGAUUUGGUACGAGAAAGAGAGAGCAUAUCAAGGAAGCUCUCAACAACAUACAGUUUAGGUAGGGAUGGAAAGGGCUUGCGGUCAGAGUCUCUCCUUCCAGUAUAUGAUGGGAAAUCAAGGAGCUAUUCUUUUCAGAGUGCAAGGAAAGAAAGCGUCACUAUUUUUCACACACUAAGUAAUACAUCUUCUGGAGAAAGCAGCAAAGAGAAAGAUUCUGACCGGGACUUUCACGAGGAGAACCAGUCCUCAGCUAAGGGAAAGGGAAAGGCAAGAGCACCUGUUGAAACAGAAAGUUCAAGUGAUGAUGAUAUCUUUGAGAAAGGCUACCAUAGAAGUUCAUCAGAGCCAACAUCAAGCUCAAAAAGGUAUGCCAAUCCAUUUUUUAUGGAGCAAGAGCUGACAGAAGAGGAGUUGAAUGAUGAGGGGAAAGUGGUGGAAUCAGCAACAGGCAGUGGCAGAACUAGAAGCAUGUGGUUAAAGAGAAGAAAGACGUUGUCUUCAACUAACUAGAUUGCAGACAGGUGUGCAAUAUGCCAACAGAGAAGUUUAUACAUGUGUAAGGCUAGACAGCCUUUGAUAGUCCUGCAACAUCUGUAGCGAUUGUCUUCAGAGGUUAAUGCAGACAUGUUAAGCAAAUUCGUGUAUAUUGGAAGUAAGAAUAGGUGAAAUUAAUGUUCACUUCAAGCUUGAAAACUGUUGGUUUUGAUUUUGAUAGUCCAAGUGAUUCUUCUUUCGCUCUUGAAAGAGCAGCUUAUAGCUGCUGCACUUGCAUAUAAAGAGUUCUACGUUUUGAAUU